Molecule: messenger RNA, 1081 nt
Organism: Physella acuta
Lineage: Eukaryota; Metazoa; Mollusca; Gastropoda; Physidae
Product: abdominal ganglion neuropeptides L5-67
Source: RefSeq, a predicted model, not a curated record
UCCGCGAAACUUCCCUUCCCGACGGUGACGUAAAGGUUGUAUGAGGAAAUCAGAGAUAAACGCGGAGAAUAAACCUAAUUGGCCGAGUCGUAAUUUGAAUAAUUGUAAUACCAAACAUACACUGGCUGUCUUCCUAACUAUACAUUAUUCAUACAAGUCUGACCAGCUGAGAAACGGUCGCCUAUUCGACUUCGAUCUGUGCGCUAUAAUUGCCGGUCUUUUAAAUGUAUUCACUAAUUAUGGUAUCGUAAGUCCCUCAUCUUUGAUCCAAACUCCGACCAUAUAAAGCCGGCCAUCUCUAGACCUCGGCCAGUCUGAUCCGCGGGAAAUAAGUUUGAAUAAAUUUGAUUUGGGUUUAAAUUUUUGUCUUCAUUCAGUCUAAGUUUAGGCCAGAUCAAGAACUUUAAAGCACCGAAAAAUAAAAACUUGAAAUCACGAAGUUGAAACUAUCCAGGAACAUUGUUUCGUUGACCAGCAGUUGGUGGACACCUCGGCUCAAAUUUUAAAAACUGACACACUCGAGAAGCCAGGCAACAACUCUUUUAACGUAGACCUCUAGAGAUGAUGACGUCACAGAUGACCCUGGUGGCCUGCUGCCUGCUUGUUGUGGCCUUGACCGUCAGCUACUGCAACGGUCAGACCAAGAGAAUCAAGUGGCGACCUCAGGGCAGGUUCGGCAAGAGGACAAUGUCAAGGUCGCCUUUAUUUUUAGACGAUGAGAUAUUCUCAGAUUUUCGCACCAGCCGAGCCCUGGACAUCCCCGUGGAACAAUUUUUCUCAGUCCAAAAGCUGGCUCAGAUGGACACAAGACCCAGGCUCUGCUCCGUCACAGGCAUCGAGGGGUAUCCGCUCUGUGAGAGUUUGGUAUCAAGCAGCACAGAUUCCCAAGAAUUGGGCAGCAGCAAAUGACGCGCCACACUCAGGAGACCCACUCAGGAGACCCACCUGUCCCACAGUCCAGCAUCCCCACCCCAGGUCUCUACCUGACGUGCAAUAGCCGCACCUGACCAGACGUCUCUUGUUCAACUUGGGAUUAGGAACAAACUUAGCUCUUAUGAAAUGAUUAAAUUUUGAUAGGAAA